This is a messenger RNA of Emiliania huxleyi CCMP1516, 549 nucleotides long. RefSeq lists its product as hypothetical. Lineage: Eukaryota; Haptophyta; Isochrysidales; Noelaerhabdaceae. The record is from RefSeq and is a predicted model, not a curated record. The transcript is spliced from 2 exons. The annotation marks the transcript as partial. Gene Ontology annotation, molecular function: L-serine O-acetyltransferase activity. Gene Ontology annotation, cellular component: cytosol; cytoplasm.
GUGUUCCUGUCCGCCUUCCGCGCCGAGCCGGACCUCUGCACGAGCGUGGCCUCCGACAUCCUCCGCUUCAAGGAGGUUGACCCGGCGGCGCGAGGCGGGCAGGGGCUGCUCGGCGUGUACCUCUUCUACAAGGGCGUGCACGCGCUGGCCUGCGCGCGCGUCGCCGGCCACUACUGGAGGAGGCGGGGCGAGGCGGGAAAGCUGAUCGCGAGGCUGCUCCAGAGCGAGGGGUCGGACAUCGCAGCCAGACACGCCCAGCCCCGCACCGCAGGAAUCACAAUCGACCACGCGACCGGCGUCGUGAUCGGCGAGACGAGCGUGGUCGGCGACAACGUCUACCUAAUGCACGACGUGACGCUCGGCGCGACGGGCACCGGCAACGCGCACGACCGACACCCAAAGAUCGGCGCGGGCGCCUUCCUCGGCGCAAAGUCGACCGUCCUCGGCAACAUCCACGUCGGCGAGGGCGCGACUAUCGCGGCGUCCGCCCUCGUGAACAAGCCCGUGCCUCCGGGCUACACGGCGGUGGGUGUGCCGGCGCGGCUCCUG